AAACGGUUAUAAGCCAGUUGAAAAGCGCCGCGUGUAAAACGAACUGACGACGACCGUUCACAGGUCACAUUCAUCUCGUUCCCAAAUUCAGCAGGCCACAAAAUCAAACGCCAAACGAUUCCUCUACCUUCUAGUUCUUCUCCUCCUCCAUCCGUCGCCGCCGCCGGUUUCGCCAUUGAUGUAGCCUCGAUCGAGUCGCUUCUUACCGCACUCUAGUUUGUCACUAUCUGCUGUUCGGGAAUUUUUCGUAAACAUCUCCCUUGCUUCCUUACCUUCCUUCCACGCCGGGGACAUGGCGGCCUCAUCGGAGAUCAGCGACGGGGACGACGCGGUGGAGCUGAUCGUCUGCGACGUCCCGUCAUCAUCUUCUGUCGGCUCUAACGGUGACGCUGCCGACUCUGUAUCGGAGGAAAUUACUCCUUUGUUGAAGCAGCCGGCGGAGAAGCCCAAGAUCAAUAUCUUCUCCAUCUCUUACCCCCGCCGAAAACCUAGGGAUCAUGUUAUCAGAGUACCUGAAUCCGAGGCUCAAGUAUCACAACUGAUUUUGUGGCUGUGGGGUGGAUCCAGAUACUCGGGCAUGCUGUGUGUCGCUUUAUCGUCAUUCAUCUACUUUUCUAUGGAGGUUGUUUCUGAUGUCUUUGCUGCUCAGUCGAUUCCUUUAUUCGAGACUGCAUUUGCUAGGUGCACAAUACUAUUGGUUCUGUCAUAUUUGUGGUUGAGGAGAACUGGACAACCUAUGUUUGGACCACCACUUUCCAGGAAACUCUUGAUUUUAAGAGCCCUGAUGGGGUAUUUGUCACUAUCGAGCUUUAUCUACUGGUGAGCUUCACCUUCAUGUGGUUACUUCUGAAGUUCAUAUAAACAUUUUAGUGGUUGUCCUUUCUAGUGGUAGUUUAUGACUGAAUAUCAGCAACUUUUCUCUUUCAGUGUUCAACGGUUGCCUCUAUCUCAAGCCAUAGUAUUAAGUUUCACAACUCCCAUAAUGGCUUCCAUUGCAGCAAGAAUUGCAUUUCUUGAGAAGUUGAAAAUUGCUGAUAUUGCAGGUCUGGCUUGCAACUUCUUUGGAGUGCUCUUUAUUUUCAGACAGAGCUUCACUGCACAAGGUGAGCUAGUUAGAGCCGGUUCAGCAAGUGCUGCCAAUUUGAAGGGAAUGCAUUAUGUAUAUGCAAUAAUAGCUGGUCUUUUCUCAUCCGUUACUGGUGGAAUCAGCUACUGCCUCAUAAAAGCUGGAUCUAAGGCCUGCGAUCAGCCAGUGACCACUGUGUUUUCAUUUGGUAUUCUGGCCUCCCCUGCGGCCCUAGUCUGUAUGUUCAUUUUUGAGGAAUUUGUUUUGCCAGAGCUGCGUUCCCUCUUCCUUAUGCUUCUUCUUGGUGGUCUCGCCUUCUUAGCUGAGGUGUUUUUAGCCCGCGGCCUACAGCUUGAGCAAACUAGCAAAGCUGCAAACUUUCAAUACACUGAGGCUGCAUUCACAGAGCUCUGGGGGAUUGCUUCAUCGACAAUACUUCCCUCUUUUGGCGGACUCAUUGGGUGUUUACUCAUAUUAGCUUCAACUGGAUGUACCAUAUACAUUGGCCCUGAUAAAGACAUGGAAUGAAUGAAUGAAUGAUGACGACGAUGAUGAUUGCUGAGAAACUUCAACAGUUUAAUUUUUCGUUCUUCCUGAAUUCAUGCACCCAAUUUGUAGCCGGUCAUAAGUUUUGAUUUGCAACUUCCAAGGUUUAUUCGAUUCUCAUUUUUUUUCUCAACGUCUCGAAAUUUAUGUUAAAAGCUCUUGAAAUACAAGUAUACUGUGUCUGUGGACCCGUCAAGAUUCAUGAAGUUUAAACAAGCUG
Linum tenue is the source of this 1832-nucleotide messenger RNA. Lineage: Eukaryota; Viridiplantae; Streptophyta; Magnoliopsida; Malpighiales; Linaceae. The record is from the annotation of a GenBank genome assembly.